UAGUUUGCGGACCAGGAAACUGGUGCGUCGUUGUUUUUAUUCCGCUGAUUUUUCACCAUGAAGGAAGCAAACAUGGCUCUCCCUGUGAGUGUGGGGACUCUGCUGCAGGCGGACCUCCAGGAGGACGCUGCGUACCGGGACGACGGCCUGUGUGUCGUCGGUAUUUUCGGUAAGAGCAACAUGCAGGCCGGCCCGCUGAAGGAGUCUCUCAUCAACAGUCUGGCGGACAAACACAUCUUCUCUCUGUUCGGAGCACCGGAAGAGGACGGCGGCACCGCGGACUGCAGCAGCCACAUCCAGGCUCUGUACAGCCAGGAGGACCGGGUGCUGUACCUGCUGCUCUCCUCCGUGUGCGACAGCCGUCAGCUGCUGCGGGCCUGCCGGUCUCUGAGCGCUGGCACCGGCCACUCCGACGCCCACGACUUCUGGAAAGGCCUUGACAGACAGCACUGCCUCCACCUGCUCUACAUGUUCUCGGUGUGCCACGUCCUCCUGCUCGUCCAUCCCAACCAGACCUUUGACGUGAGCUACGACCGGCUGUUCAGAGCCCUGGACGCCCUCCGGCAGAAGGUCCUGCCUCUGAUCCGAGCUGCCAUUAAAGACUGCCCGGUGUCCAAAGAGUGGAAGCUGAACUGUCGGCCCUGCCCUCCGCGCCUGCUCUUCGUCUUCCAGAUGAACGGCACUCUGAAGGUCUCUGCAAACAGUUCAGAGUCUGGAGGAAACCCUGACAAGCCCAAAAAGCACUCUCCCAGGAGGAGGCUGCAGCACGCCCUGGAGGACCAAAUUUAUCGCAUCUUCCGUAAAAGCCGAGUCCUGACCAACCAAAGCAGCAACUGCUUGUUCACCGUGCCGGCCAACCAAGCAUUUGUUUACGUGAUCCCAGCGGUAGACGAGGAUCCUGUGGGGGCCUUGCUUGGCCAGCUGCGAUCCAACUGCAUCCUGUGUGACCAAGACUCCAGCACGUCAGUGGCAGGACCGAGGCGUUAUCAGCAGAUGCGACGUUCAGUUCGGCAGCCCAGCUACAUUGGAGACACAGGCAGCAUGUCUAUGGGCAGUCAGCUGGUGGACUGCAGCUUGAAGGAAUUCCUCUGGCAGCACGUGGAGCUGGUGCUGACCAAGAAAGGCUUUGAUGACAGCGUCGGCCGCAACCCACAACCUUCACACUUUGAGCUGCCGACCUACUCCAAAUGGGUUCAGGUCGCAUCCAGACUUCACCAAGUCCUAAUUAGCAACACAGAGGAAGAAAUAUCUGAGCUAGCCACCAAAGUGCAAAGCCAGCUGAAGGUUUUGGAGGGCUUUCUCGAUGCCGACACAAAGUUCUCUGAGAACAGGUGCCAGAAAGCUCUGCCACUGGCUCACAGCGCUUACCAGUCCAACCUUCCCCAUAAUUACACCACAACGGUGCACAAAAACCAGCUGGCGCAGGCACUGCGAGUGUACAGCCAGCAUGCCCGUGGUGUGGCUUUCCAGCGCUACGCCCUGCAGGUUCAUGAGGACUGCUACAAGUUCUGGAGCAACGGCCACCAGCUCUGUGAGGAGCGAAGCCUCACUGACCAACACUGUGUUCACAAGUUCCACCUACUGCCUCAGCCAGGAGAGAAGCCAGACGUGGAUCGCAACCCUCCCAUCCUGAACCACAACAGCAGGGGGCGCUCCACCAGCUCCUGUAACUGUGGGAGGAAACAGGCUCCUCGUGAGGAUCCGUUUGACAUCCAGGCCGCCAACUAUGACUUCUACCAGAUGCUGGAGGAGAAAUGCUGCGGGAAGCUGGAGAGGAUUGAAUUCCCUGUGUUCCAGCCCAGCACUCCUGACCCAGCCCCGGCCUGCAACCAAGCCCAGCGACUCCCAUCUGAGGCGUCAGGCUCUGGUGAGGCAGAGAGGCUGAAGGAGCCAAGCACUGCCCAGAGCCACACACCUGGAGACACCAGCCUCAGCCUGGCUCUCAGUCUCGGCCAGUCCACUGACAGCCUGGGGCCUUAUGGGGACGGGGACGGAACAGAAACUCAAGUCCAGCAAAAGAGGCCAAGUCUCGUCGACCGCCAGCCUUCCACUGUGGAGUACCUGCCUGGUAUGGUGCACUCUGGCUGCCCCAAGGGCCUGCUACCUAAGUUCUCCAGCUGGUCGCUGGUCAAACUGGGCCCAGCCAAGUCAUACAACUGCCACACUGGUCUGGAGCAGCCAGGCUUCCUACCCGGUUCUUCCUUCCUCUUGCCGUGGGACUUGGUGAUCCGCUCUCGGUCAGAGGAGGAUACGGGACUGGUGGAGCCUCUGGAUGGAGGCACCUCCUCAUGGCCAGCCCCCAACAAGAGCCUCGUGGGAAAGCGAGGGAGCACCGGAGGACUUGGCAGGAGUCGCAGGAGGGACGACAUGGCUCGGGUCUUUGUGGGCUUUGAGUAUGAAGACAGCAGAGGACGACGCUUCAUUAGCUCCGGGCCUGAUAAAAUAGUGAAGGUGCUGGGGCCGGGGGGUGCCAAGGAUCCUGCUACCAGGGUGCUAAACACAGACAUGCCGCUGUACAUCCCCUCCCCUUCCCAGGGCCGCGGCCUGAAGGCUCACUUCGCCCAGCUGACUCGCCUUUUUAUUGUGGUGCCUGACGCCCAGCUGGAGGUUACACUCAACCCUCAGGUCCAGCCUGGUCCUCCUCCCUGCCCAGUUUUCCAUCCAGAGCAGACAGAUUUAGUGUUGCCUCCUGAUGGUCUCUGGGUGCUGCGGUUCCCUUAUUCCUACUUGACAGAUCGCGGCCCCUGUUACCCCCCCAAGGAGAAUCAGCCCCUCAACAACUACAAGGUGCUGCGAGGCAUCCUGAAGGCCACGACCGCAAACCCUCCUCCACAAUGAACCUUAAUCCUUUUUAUAAAGGACUUCACUUUCCCGGACUCAGUCGUAUUUAUUUACAUCUCCUGACACAGGCUGAGAAAAUGUUGUUUUUUGUUGCCUUGCUGCUGGCAGGGUCAGUCCAUGACCCCCCCCAGACAUCUCGUCUCUCUACAAUGUCAGGUCAGAAUUUCCCCAAGUGUGUUAGAAACGAAUGGCUGUACAUGGACAAACAUGGUCCCCAUAGACUGAAUCCUAUUGAUUUUGAUGAGCUCCUGACCUCUCUGUCUGUUUACUGAACACGUUCAUGUUUCCCAGAACAGCAAACCAUCCUGAGGUUAAACUUUACAGUUGUAACUCUGAGAAUAGCAAAAUCAUCAGUAUGGCUUUUGUUCUAAUUCUCCAAAUCUGACUGAAGGGCGAAAUGAACAUCAUAGCCUCUAACAGACUGUUAAGAUCCUGGUUCAGGCUCUGCUGGGACGUCGUUAAGCAUCUGUGUCUGACUGUUGGUUCUUGUGAUCCCUUGUCAGCAACUGAUAGAUUGAUCAGGUUAAAUCUGUGUCAGAGGAAGUUGGUGAGAGAAAGAGCUGUCUGGCUCUAGCCAGGCAGUGAUUUCAUCCAUUUGUCCAUUUUUCCAUCUACUCCACAAGCAGAAGACAACAUGCUGACAAUGUCAGUGCAAAGCAAAGAAAAACUUCAGUGUGCCAGCUGCAACUUGUUAGUGACGUGGAUCUAGGAAUGCCGAUGUUGGUCAGUCCACCACUGUCAUCCAGACUGAAAUAUCUCAACGAUUGCCAAGAAAUUGUAUUUGCAUUUACACCACCGUCAGCUGUACUUUGUGUUUAGUGCUCAUAAGCAAAUGUUUGCUUACACACUAAACUAAGAUGGUGACCGUGAUAAACAUUGUACCUGCUAAUCAUCAGCAUAUUCAAAUUAUGAGCAUGUUAGCAGACUGACAUUAGCAUUUGGCUACAUGACUGUAGACUUGUGAGGUUGUGUCUCAAGACAAUGAUGAGAUUAAUUAGUUUCAUCGGGUAUGUAAAUGAUUGUCAGGUUAUGUUUGGAGUGUGUUUAUGUGUUCAUUAAGAGUUUUCAUCUAAGGCCAUGUCCAUUUGCUGAAUGUAAGUUAAACAGUUACACAGAACAGUAGACUCACUGGAAGACGGGUUAAAGAUGGUGGGUGGCACAAGAAGCAGUUUGUUCAAUGACCAUGUAUGUUUCCUUUCUUUUUUCUCUUUCCUGGUCCUCGUGUUGGUGGAAAUGUUCGAUAUAUGGGUGCGACUCCCUCAAGUCAUGGUUUUGGCGCAUUUGAGGAAUUAUGACCUUCUCAUAAUUUUGAUAAUUCGACUCAUGUCCCACCUAUACUAAACUUGAGUCAGGCCUGUGUGUAAACGCCUCUGGCCUUUCAGUCUUGUAUCUUGUGUCACAACUUUGCAUAUGUUGUUUUCACAUUUUAUAAGGUGAAGUCCGAGCAGCCAGAGUGAGAAAGAAAUGUCAGCAACAGUGAACUUUGCUGCCAUUAAAGCAGAAGGCGACAGUCAAUAACUAGUUUGAACUUAUGUAUUUUGUAUCAUGUGCAUGAAGGCACAAUAUUAUCAUGACACUCACAUCAUUGAUCCACAUCCUACUGCAACAUUGAUCACUACUUAAACAUACUGAAUACACUGGGAGCUGGAGUAGAACAUGUUCUCGUUUUUCUAUAAAUAAAAAUAACUGUUGG
Messenger RNA from Thunnus maccoyii (southern bluefin tuna), 4534 nucleotides. RefSeq names its product SMG8 nonsense mediated mRNA decay factor (gene smg8). NCBI's taxonomy places the organism in Eukaryota, Metazoa, Chordata, Actinopteri, Scombriformes, Scombridae. The coding region runs from base 58 to 2838 and encodes 926 amino acids. The transcript is spliced from 5 exons. The record is from RefSeq and is a predicted model, not a curated record. Gene Ontology annotation, biological process: nuclear-transcribed mRNA catabolic process, nonsense-mediated decay.